UGGACGACUGAGCCCCGCGUGACGGUCAAGGUAACUUUUGGCUUGGUAUAACACAUGGCAGUUGUGCCCAGGAUGUCCCCAUGAUGUCCCCAUGACGUCCCCAUGACGGACCUGUGACUUGAACUGAGUGAUUUACAUAAGACUCGUAAGAAGGUUUUCAGUAAGAGAAGAAGACCGUAUUAUUAUUCUUACAAAGAACCACAUUAUUUUAUUACAGCUGGUCCGGCUUCGAGAAAGGUACAUGGUAAUGGCAACGAAAAGCGGAAAUUCCGAGGAAACAUUUCUGGAGAGAGCUGUAGAAGUUUAUAAAGAAUGUGCCAAAACUGCUUCCAUCACUAAAGCAACAGUAUCAAUCCUAAAUCAAGAUUCCAAAUCCGACAAAGUGGAAUUAAACAUCUUCUCACAAUGGUCUCAAAGGGAUUUGGAAAGAAAUGAAAAUCUUAAUUUUCAGAGAAGCCAUGUUGCAAGUUAUGAGACAUCUUCUAAGUCUUUCCUUAAUAUCAGAGAGCCUUCAUUUCCAUCAGAAGUUCAAAAUAUACAACUGAGUUGUGUUUCACCCAGUGGACAGCUGCAGGCCAUUGUGCGAAAGGUUCCUGGUAACAAGGGAAAAGAAGAUAAGCAAUUCUUAGAGAUUUGGUCUAGAAGUCACCUCGUCAAGAGUAUUGAUAUCCUGGCUUGUGAAAAGCAUGGGAAAAUUUAUGAAGACAUUCAGUUUGGUUGCUUGGCUUGGUCAGCAUCAGAAAAGUCAUUGCUAUACGUGGCAGAAAAGAAGUUGCCAAAAGCUGUUUCAUAUUUUGAAAGACAGAACACAGAUGUUCCGUCAGACAAGCCAUCUCCAGAAAAGGGAAACAAAUUUGAGUUUAAGGACGACUGGGGUGAACAGCUUGUUUCCAAGUGCACGCCUGUGCUUGUUGUCUUUGAUUUAACAAGUGAGGAAAUCAAAGUGAUGGAUGGUGUACCUGAUCACUUGUCUGCAGGACAGGCAUGUUGGGGUCCAGAUGACGGCAGUGUUGUGUUCAUAGGUUGGUUUCAUGAACCAUACAGACUUGGUCUUAUCUACUGUCCAAUCAGAAAGAGUGCUUUGUUUUCUCUCUCACUAGAUGGACAACAUCUUGAACAACUGAGUGACGUAAAAUAUGCCGUGCAUUCACCCCGCUUCAAUCACGACAAAGAAAAGUUGAUUUACAUUGCCUUGGAUGUUGGUGGAGCGCAUUGUAAAUGCGGGAGACUGAUGCAGUAUGACUGGACAACGAAGGCAACCUCCAUCAUCACAGAUGUUGUGGACAUUCCAGAAAAAGGCGGAUUUCCUGGUAUUUACAACGUUCUUCUCACGGACCGUUGUUGGUCGGCGGAUGGGAAUAGGGUCAUCCUCAGUACUGCAUGGAGAAGUUACAAGAAAAUCAUUCUCAUUAAUUGCAAGGACAAGUCGGUGACAGAUUUGACUACUGUUCCCGGAUCAUGGACUGUUCUUGAUAUACACCAUGAUAUCAUCUUGGCCUCAUACGCUUCACCAAACUCCCCUCCUAAACUGAUGAUAGCAGCCUUACCAGCUGUCAUCCCAGAAACUGGCCUGUCCUGGAUGCAAGUAGCUCAAUCUGAAGGUCAGAAAUUUGAGGAGGAAAUUACAUGGGAGGUGAUGUCAAUUGCACCCAGCAGCGAUGCGGAUUUCAAAGAUGAAUAUGAAGCCGUUUUGAUGAAGCCUAUCCUGAAAGAGGACACCAAGGCGCCAUUGAUAGUUUUUCCGCAUGGAGGUCCUCACGUGGCCUUUACGUCAGAAUUCGCUCUCUACAGUGCCUGCCUUUGUAAACUUGGUUUUUCAAUUCUCAAUGUAAACUACAGGGGAUCCUUGGGAUUUGGCCAAACAUCCCUUCACUCCCUCCCUGGAAACAUCGGAACCCAGGAUGUGCAGGAUGUUAUGCGCGCGGCUACCAAGGCUCUGGAAAGCGGGAAGUUGGAUAGUUCAAACGUUUUUAUCAUGGGUGGAUCCCACGGGGGAUUUCUGACCGCACACCUUAUUGGCCAGUAUCCGGACUUCUUCAGAGCAGCCGCCAUGCGCAAUCCUGUAGUGAACGUAGCAGAUAUGACAGGCAUAUCAGAUAUUCUAGAUUGGUGUUACUUCGAAAUCGGAGGGGAAUUUCAGUAUGACAUUGUACCGACUCCAGAAACGCUCUCCACAAUGCUGGAAAAAUCCCCCAUCACCCACGUGAAAAAGGUUAAGACACCAACGCUGAUAAUGCUGGGAGAAGAAGACCUUCGAGUUCCUCCAAGUCAAGGAAGGAGUUUUUACAAAGCUUUAAAGGCUCAAGGAACCGAAACAAGAUUAUUGUCCUACCCCGAUAACAACCAUCCGAUCGCUAAAGUGGAAGCAGAGAGUGAUGUGUUCAUAAAUAUGGCUCGAUGGUUCCAUGACCAUUUGAAGAAGUAGCUUCAAUGAUGGCUUGAGGCGUGAUUGAUUUGGAGAGCUACACCACGGCUAAAGACAAAGGGGAUUUGGAGCGAGCCUUGUCCCUAUUCUCCCGCGCCUAGUUUGACAAAACUCUUUCCUCACGAGCUCACUUCGAAUAGUUCUCGCUGAUGACGUAGCCCCACAGAAGUUCCUAUACUGUUUCUCGUUGGUUGUUGCUAAGUGAUGACUACGUCGUCAGUACGGAAUUUGUCGAGUCAAAGGAUCAAUAGUGUAGUACACACGAUAACUAAUAAUAAUUAGUUUUUGAUAAUGUUAUGAAUAGAAUGAAAAUAAACAGCCCGCCUAGAAGUAA
This is a messenger RNA of Orbicella faveolata, 2759 nucleotides long. Its product is annotated as acylamino-acid-releasing enzyme-like. Gene Ontology annotation, molecular function: serine-type endopeptidase activity. Gene Ontology annotation, biological process: proteolysis. The record is from RefSeq and is a predicted model, not a curated record. Lineage: Eukaryota; Metazoa; Cnidaria; Anthozoa; Scleractinia; Merulinidae.